Molecule: messenger RNA, 4245 nt
Organism: Suricata suricatta (meerkat)
Lineage: Eukaryota; Metazoa; Chordata; Mammalia; Carnivora; Herpestidae
Gene: ZNF227
Product: zinc finger protein 227
Exons: 5
Coding region: 27-3818 (1263 amino acids)
Biological process (GO): negative regulation of transcription by RNA polymerase II
Molecular function (GO): DNA-binding transcription repressor activity, RNA polymerase II-specific; RNA polymerase II cis-regulatory region sequence-specific DNA binding
Source: RefSeq, a predicted model, not a curated record
UCUGUUUCUUCAGAAGGAAGGAGAAAAUGAGCUUGUUCAAGGAGGCAGUGACGUUCAAGGACGUGGCAGUGGCCUUCACGGAGGAGGAGCUGGGGCUGCUGGACUCUGCCCAGAGGAAGCUGUACCAGGAUGUGAUGUUAGAAAACUUCCGGAACCUCGUCUCAGUGGGACAUCAACCUUUGAAACAAGAUAAAUGGCAUCUAGAAAGAGAAGAGAAGCGUUCGUUGAUGAAGACAGCAACCCAGUUGGAGAGAAAUGUGGGAGGGAACAGUCAAAGCGAGCGGAGGACUGUUCAAGACAGAGGACCACAUGAAGAGCUUUCCUGCUGGCAAAUCUGGCAACACAUUGCAAGUGACCUAACCAGGUGGCAGAACUCCAUGAGAAAUAGUUCUCAGUUUCGCAAACUGGGUGAUCUGCCCUGCCAGCCUGGCGCGGGACUGUCUGUUCUGAUUUCUGAAGAUGAGAACUGUGAGCUAAAUUGCAAAGUGGCUGGGCCCAAUGGUACUGGAAACUCAGAGUUUCCUAUUUUGAGAGCCCAAGACUCUUGGAGGAAAACCUCUUUGACUGAGUCACAGAGUUAUCAGAACGGAUAUCAGCAAAUUUCCAUGAAGAAUCUUCUGUGUCGGUGUAAACAGGAUGUUGAUGAGAUUGGCUGGAUUGCACAUCCCCUCGAUCAUGGAAUACAUGGGAGUGACAAAUCUUACCACCAUGAUGAUUAUGAGAAAGACCGCGUGAAGGUUUCAACAUUGAACCAGGAUGGUACAAUUCACACAGGACAGAAACCUUACCGAUGUAAUGAAUGUGAAAAAGCCUUCAGUGAUCUCUCCGCCUUGGAUCUUCAUAAACAGUUACACUCAGAGGUGAAGUCUCACACGUGUAGAGAGUGUGGGAAAGCUUUCCGUUACAGCUCAGUUCUUCGUAUUCAUCAGACGGUUCACGGGGGACAGGAAGGCUAUACGUGUGGUGAGUGUGGCAAGGGAUUCAGUCCAAGCUCCCUUCUGCAAAGCCAUCGGAAAGUCCACACCAUAGAGAAGCCAUUCAAAUGUGAGGAAUGUGGGAAAGCCUUUGGUUGUAGAUCAGCACUUACCGUUCAUGGCAAAGUGCACACAGGAGAAAAACCUCACAGCUGUGAGGAGUGUGGGAGGGCCUUCAGUCAGGUCUCUCAUCUGCAGGACCAUCAGAGGGUCCACACUGGGGAGAAACCAUUCAGAUGUGAAGCGUGCGGUAAAAGCUUCAGUCGGAAUUCGCACCUUCAGUCCCAUCAGAGAGUCCAUACGGGAGAGAAACCGUACAAGUGUGAGGAGUGUGGGAAGGGCUUCAUUUGUAGCUCAAAUCUAUACAUUCAUCAGAGGGUCCACACAGGAGAAAAGCCCUACAAAUGUGAGGAAUGUGGUAAAGGCUUUAGUCGGCCUUCAAGUCUUCAGGCCCAUCAGGGAGUCCACACUGGAGAGAAAUCCUACAUCUGUAAUGUGUGCGGUAAAGGCUUUACUCUGAGUUCAAAUCUUCAAGCACAUCAGAGAGUCCACACAGGAGAGAAACCGUACAAGUGUGAUGAGUGUGGGAAGAGCUUCAGGAGGAACUCCCAUUAUCAAGUUCAUCUUGUGGUCCACACGGGGGAGAAACCCUACAAAUGUGAGGUAUGUGGGAAAGGCUUCAGUCAGAGUUCCUAUCUUCAAAUCCAUCUGAAGGCCCACAGCAUAGAGAAGCCUUACAAGUGUGAGGAGUGUGGGCAGGGCUUCAAUCAAAGUUCCCGACUUCAGAUUCACCAGCUGAUCCACACUGGAGAGAAACCCCACAAAUGUGAAGAGUGUGGGAAGGGAUUCAGUCGUAGAGCGGACCUCAGAAUUCACUGCAGAAUCCACACAGGAGAGAAACCAUAUAAUUGCGAGGAGUGUGGGAAAGUUUUCAGGCAGGCCUCAAAUCUUCUGGCCCAUCAGAGAGUUCACAGCGGAGAGAAACCUUUCAAAUGCACAGAGUGUGGGAAGAGCUUUGGUCGCAGUUCACACCUUCAGGCCCAUCAAAAGGUCCACACUGGAGAGAAGCCAUACAAGUGUGAGGAGUGUGGGAAGGGCUUCAAGUGGAGCUUGAAUCUUGACAUGCAUCAGAGGGUCCACACAGGGGAGAAACCCUACAAGUGUGGGGAGUGUGGGAAGCACUUCAGUCAGGCCUCAAGUCUUCAGCUUCACCAGAGCGUCCACACUGGAGAGAAGCCGUACAAAUGUGAUGUGUGCACCAAGGUCUUCAGUCGGUCUUCACAGCUACAGUCUCACCAGAGAGUCCACACAGGGGAGAAACCUUACAAGUGUGAGACCUGUGGUAAGACAUUCAGCUGGCGAUCCAAUCUUACCAUCCAUCACAGGAUCCACACUGGGGAGAAGUCCUACAGAUGUGACCGUUGUGGCAAGGGAUUCAGUAGCAGCACAGGCCUGAUCAUUCAUUACAGGACUCACACUGGAGAAAAACCUUAUAAAUGUGAGGAGUGCGGCAAAUGCUUUAGCCAAAGUUCAAAUUUUCAAUGCCAUCAGAGAGUCCACACUGAAGAGAAACCAUACAAGUGUGAAGAGUGUGGUAAGGGCUUUGGUUGGAGUGUUAAUCUUCGUGUUCAUCAGAGGGUCCACAGGGGUGAGAAACCCUACAAGUGUGAGGAGUGUGGGAAGGGCUUCACUCAGGCUGCCCACUGUCACAUACACCAGAGGGUCCACACCGGGGAGAAGCCGUACAGAUGUGACGUCUGUGGAAAGGGCUUCAGUCAUAACUCACCGUUAAUAUGCCAUCGGAGGGUUCACACUGGAGAGAAACCAUACAAAUGUGAGGCGUGUGGGAAGGGCUUUACCCGUAACACAGAUCUUCACAUCCAUUUCCGAGUUCACACAGGAGAGAAACCGUACAAGUGUAAGGAGUGUGGGAAGGGCUUCAGUCAGGCCUCUAAUCUUCAAGUCCAUCAGAACGUCCACACUGGGGAAAAACGAUUCAAAUGUGAGACGUGUGGGAAGGGCUUCAGUCAGUCAUCGAAGCUUCAAACGCAUCAGAGAGUCCACACUGGAGAGAAGCCGUACAAAUGUGAUGUGUGUGGUAAGGACUUCAGUUACAGUUCAAAUCUGAAACUGCACCAAGUAAUUCACACUGGAGAAAAACCAUAUGCAUGCGAGGAGUGCGGGAAGGCCUUCAGUUGGCGAUCGAAUCUUCAUGCUCAUCAGCGAGUCCACUCUGGGGAGAAACCCUAUAAAUGUGAGGAGUGUGAUAAAAGCUUCAGUCAGGCCGUAGACUUUCGGGUACAUCAGCGAGUCCACACUGGGGAGAAGCCGUACACGUGCGGUGUGUGCGGGAAGGGCUUCAGUCAGUCUUCCGGCCUCCAGUCCCACCAGAGGGUCCACACUGGGGAGAAGCCGUACACGUGUGACGUCUGUGGAAAGGGUUUUAGAUACAGUUCGCAGUUCAUAUACCACCAGCGAGGCCACACUGGAGAAAAACCUUACAAAUGUGAGGAGUGUGGGAAAGGCUUUGGAAGGAGCUUGAAUCUUCGCCAUCAUCAGAGGGUCCACACGGGAGAGAAGCCCCAUAGAUGUGGAGAGUGUGGUAAGGCCUUCAGUCUCCCCUCAAAUCUUAGAGUCCAUCUGAGUAUCCACAUUAGGGAGAAACUAUUUAAAUGUGCGGAGUGUGGGAAGAGCUUCAGUCAAAGUUUCCGUCUUCGAGCCCAUCAGAGAGUCCACACUGGUGAGAAACCAUACAAAUGUGACGUAUGUGGUAAGGACUUCAGUCACCGUUCACGUCUUACGUACCAUCAGAAAGUCCAUGCCGGCAAGAAUCGUUCGAAGUGAAAAAUGUGUUCGUGGCUUCUGUCAGGCUGUACGUCAUCACAUAUUUGGAGAGUCCUUGGCUAGUGGUAAACUCUCAAGUGUGGAGAGUGGAAAGGGAUUUCUUCAGAUGGAAUCUAUCUAACAUCCAUUAAAAUGAUGACGUGGAACCAUAAUAACAGGAACAGAACUAAUAUUCAGGGGAGGAAUAGCUUGUAACCCUCUUGGCAAGAUCCAACUGCUGUAGUCUUUAAAUACACGUCCAAAGAUAAUGUGUGAAAAGGAUAUUCGCCAUAUGCUAGCUGGUGGGGUGGGGGCGGUCGGGGAAGCUUCUGGAUUAUUUCCCCUUUUCUCUAACUUAUAUUUUAUACUUAUUUACAGUGAUCAUUAUUUUUACUAAAGCUGUGAAAAGCGAAUAAAAUUACUGACUAAAAUUUCCUGUAACCAAGAA